Molecule: messenger RNA, 2477 nt
Organism: Trachemys scripta elegans
Lineage: Eukaryota; Metazoa; Chordata; Testudines; Emydidae
Gene: GM2A
Product: GM2 ganglioside activator
Biological process (GO): lipid transport; ganglioside catabolic process
Cellular component (GO): cytoplasmic side of plasma membrane
Molecular function (GO): enzyme activator activity; lipid carrier activity
Source: RefSeq, a predicted model, not a curated record
GUUGCCGGCAGAGGGCAGGGCCCCUUUCCCUGCAUCCCCGUCCCAGUUCCCUGCGCCUCCAGCCUGGGGGUUAACCAGACCCACGCGAAAGAGGAAGAGAGAAGCGGCCGAGCAGCAAGGAGGAGGGAGCGGAGGCCGGGGAGAGGGGGCGAGCGAGCCCAGAGGCGGAACUGCCGAGCCAGCCGCAGUCCGCCGCCGCCGCCGUCUUACCCUUACCCUGCCCGGCUCGCUCCGGCACAGAGACCCGGCAUCAGCCCGGCUGCCCCGGCGUCCUGAGCGGAGCCUCCCCGACCGCGCUCCGCCUCCCGUCCCGGCGGGAACCUGAAAGUCAGCGUGGCGGUUUCCAGUGAAGUUGACAUCGGCUCCCCUCUGAAGGCGGUGUUUACCGUGGAAAAGAAGAUAGUUGACAUAUGGAUAAAGAUCCCCUGUGUGGACCAGGUCGGGAGCUGCACGUACGAUGGCCUUUGCGGAAUGCUGGACAACGUCAUCCCCCCCGGAUCACCAUGCCCUGAGCCCCUGCUCAGCUACGGUAUCCCCUGUCACUGCCCCUUCAAACAGGGCUCCUAUUCCCUGCCAUCCACUGAGUUCUACUUGCCCGUCAUACAGUUGCCCUCCUGGCUGACUAAUGGCGACUACCGCAUCCAGGUUGUCCUGAGCAAUGGUGCCAAGCAGCUCGCCUGUGUCAAGAUGGCCUUGUCCCUCCACUCCGAGUGAGGCUGGCCAGCCCUGCCCGACCACAAGCCCAGCCCCCGCUGCAGACUGCCACGUUUCCUUUCUCUUCCCGCUGGCAGAGACGCACACCGGAGCCGGUUGGCAGCUCUCUUCCUCCUUCCGCUGCCUCUUGCCGCCGCCUGCCCUCACAAAGCUGCUGCUUGUCCUUUCCUACCUCUAUUCGCCCUUCUCCCUCUCAGAAAAAAAUGGCCAAUGGAGGGGGGAUGGCGGGGAGAGGCCUUUGUCUUCUGUGCAGGGUGGACUUAGAGGUGGGCAAGGCUGGCAAAUGCCAGCGGGGCCCUCUCUGGUUGGGUCCCUCCUGAUCCUGAUUCAAAGCCUCUUGAAGUCAAUGGGAGCCUUUCCAAGGGCUCCGGCUCCUAGCGAGGAGACUUGAGAGAGUCUUCGUCGCAGUCCCUACAAUUGCAGCCCCACUUGUUGCCUUUCCCAGUGGGGCUUAGACCCUUCCCUCCACCCCUGUUCAUGCUGUUCUGUAGAGCAGCGUCCCUCUCCCGGUCCUGGUCGGCUGCGCACCAUUUACCAUGCCAGCUUUCGGCAGAUUCCCUGAAGUUAAUAGAAAACACCCCCCCCGGAGGGAUCAGGCCCACAGGGAGGCACACAGCACUAAACAGAACUUCCCAUCGCAGUUUCUGUUUGAGUCCCAGCUGCGCUUUGCUGGGGAACGCCCCACACUGCAGCGCUAUGUGCUGGAUGGCUGUAUGGGUCUCUUCUGCCCCUGACUUCUCUGAUCCUAGGAAAUAUCAGGUUAAACUGCUGGCUCGGGUCUAAUGCUGACUCUUUCCGUCAUAUCCUAGUGGUGGCUCCAACUUUCCGGAGCUCCGUUCCAGGCCAGAAUGUCCCCUAUGCGCACUCUCGCCUUGAGAGAGUCGUAUCACAAACCAGCCUUAAGGGGGGGGGGUCUAGUUUGAUUAUUUUCCCACAUAUAUAAUGAAAUUGCAUUUUUCAUGUUGCUUAAUGCUCCCUUCUCCCCCCGUCCAGUCAGUAACAAUGGGAGGGCCUGGUAGCCCUCCAGUUGACUGGUGUAAAACAAAAUGGGGUUUCACAAUAUUUCACCCAUUGAGUGGCCUACUUAACCUCUACCAUCCCAGGGGGUUUUGCCAUCUGUGGGCUAUGGUGUGGGGCUGUUUUUGUUUGUCUGGGUUUUUUUUUUUUAAAUAGCACACACGGAAUUUUAGAAAACAAAACUGAAGGAAGAAAACAGAAAGCAAUAAUUCUUUUAAACAAUCAGUUGGAAAAAGGAAAAGAGGCUUAGAGCUGGCUGCCCCUCUCUGCAAUGUGGCGGUCGGUGGCCGGUCAGGAGUGCCGUCUUGUAUACUUUGAGGGUGCAAGCCCCCUCCAGGAAUGUGCACCCCGACACUUGACUUGAGAAUUGACAUGUUCAUUCUUACUGGCCACUUCUGGAGACAGGAUACUGAGCUAGAUGGACCAUUGGUCUAUCUUGGGGUGGCACUUCUUAUGUUUCUGAGUCAACCUGGGCAACAGCAGCAGGAAACCUGUCAACACGAAGAGCUGUACAGCUAGCACUGAAUUCUCUGACAACAAAUAACCUUCCUAAACGGGACCACGCAGGACCAGAUCUAUUCCGAAGAAGUCAUUGCUUAUGGUAAUGUAAGGAGAGCCGGGAGGGUGGGUAUUGCCAGCCAGAGAGACAGAUCUUCAACAGUAUGGACAUUAUCUCUCUCCCAUGUCUGCAUGAAAAAAAGAAAAGAGGAACAAACCAAGAAAGCAAUGUACUAAUAUUCUCACUA